UUGACUUUUAAUAACAUUCUUAAAAAACUCAAGCCCUCACUAUCCAUCACUUAUAUUUGACUUUCAUAAAACAAGUGCUCGAGUUUCAAUGGAGAAUUUGCCUGCUGGUUACCGCCCCAGCGUCGGUGUCUGUCUCGUCAACUCCGAUUAUCAGGUAUUUGUCGCUUCUAGAUUGAAUGUUCCGGGAGCAUGGCAGAUGCCUCAGGGUGGAAUUGAAGAUGGAGAGAUGCCAAUUGCUGCUGCAAUCAGGAAACUGCGUGAAGAAACUGGGAUAGUGUCAGUUGAACUUAUUGAUGAGGUGCCAGAUUGGCUAACUUAUGACUUCCCGGCCCCUGUGAAAGCUAAGGUGAAUCGUCUCUGGGAAGGAGGUGAAUGGCAUGGACUGGCACAGAAAUGGUUCCUUAUGAGGCUAACAAAAGAUGAAAGCGAGAUUAACUUGGCAAAUGGUGAAGUAGAUCCAGAAUUUUCGGAGUGGAAAUGGGCAAAUCCGGAAGAUGUAAUUGAGCAGGCAGUGGAAUACAAGAGGCCAACAUAUGAGGAAGUCAUGAGCGCAUUCCAGUCUUAUUUAGAUGUGAACAAAGGACCUGCUAAAUGCCAAUCAACAAAAUGGUGAAUAGUUGCCUCCGGAAGUGCAAUUUUAAUCAUGUUACCAGUAGAUUCUCUGCUGCUUAAUGGUUCCGUCCUUUAGAUUUUUACAGUUAUUGAACUUAUUUAGAUAUUUGCCUCCGGAUGUGCAAUUUUAAUCAUGCUACCAGUAGAUUCUCCGUUGCUAAAUGGUUCAGUCCUUUAGAUUUUUACA
This is a messenger RNA of Daucus carota subsp. sativus, 799 nucleotides long. Its product is annotated as nudix hydrolase 25. The transcript has 6 exons. The coding region runs from base 89 to 613 and encodes 174 amino acids. NCBI's taxonomy places the organism in Eukaryota, Viridiplantae, Streptophyta, Magnoliopsida, Apiales, Apiaceae. Gene Ontology annotation, molecular function: bis(5'-adenosyl)-pentaphosphatase activity; guanosine-3',5'-bis(diphosphate) 3'-diphosphatase activity. Gene Ontology annotation, biological process: ribose phosphate metabolic process; nucleoside phosphate metabolic process. The record is from RefSeq and is a predicted model, not a curated record. Gene Ontology annotation, cellular component: chloroplast.